Molecule: messenger RNA, 7468 nt
Organism: Numida meleagris (helmeted guineafowl)
Lineage: Eukaryota; Metazoa; Chordata; Aves; Galliformes; Numididae
Product: 1-acyl-sn-glycerol-3-phosphate acyltransferase alpha-like
Exons: 24
Coding region: 538-1680 (380 amino acids)
Biological process (GO): phosphatidic acid biosynthetic process
Cellular component (GO): membrane; endoplasmic reticulum
Molecular function (GO): 1-acylglycerol-3-phosphate O-acyltransferase activity
Source: RefSeq, a predicted model, not a curated record
CGGGAGGGUUUGUUUGCCCCCAGCAGCUAUAGCAACGAGCACAAGCUGCUGGUGCAUUGCUGCUCAUCCGGCCAUGGAGCUCGGGGCAGCGGGGAAUGCCUGCGGGGUCUGGGGGGACGCUGCAGUGGGGACCUCUGCCAUCCCACAUGGGCUCCCACCCGUGCCGGUGUCCUCGCAGCCACUGACCAUCAUCCAGCAGAUUCCCAUGGGCACAGCCCAUCCCACCGGACCCCCACACCUACGGGGAGAUUUGAUCGAGCUGAUGAUGAUUCAGAACUCCCAAAUGCACCAGGUGGUGAUGAACAGCCUGGCGGUGUCAGCACUGGUGUCCUUUGGGUUUGGGCCAUCUCCAGCCACUGCCCAGUGCGGUGCCACCUCCUCCACCCCCCAGUGCAACAGGGACCGUCGGAGCCAGCAUCCCACCAGCAUCAGAGUACUACGACAUGCUGGAGGAGUGGCUCUGAGCACCCUGCAGCCUGAGGAGGCUGCUCCUGCACAUCCUCAUCCUCCACCCUAGAAGAUCUUGCAGGGUACCCCAUGGUACCAAGAGUUUUGGGGAGGGAGAUGAUGUGCCCAGCAAAAUGCACUAUUUUGGAGCGUGGAUGUGCUAUUCGCCCUACAAGCCUCUGUAUGGGGCAGCUCCUUCCCUGGACCAGCCCCGAACGCCCACACACCGCUCUGCUGAUCCACCGGCUUCACCUGCCCUGCUCCUGGUGUCCCUGCUCUCCACCCCAGCUCUGGGGACGCAGGCUGAGCUCCCCAGCAUCCCCACACCCAAGCGGCAUGAUGGAUGUGACCCUUCUCCAUGGGCUGCUGCUGCUCCUCCUCCUCCCUGUGCUGCUUUUCCGGCACAGUGCAACCUUCCGCUACUUCUGCAAAGUGACCUUCUUCAACAUCUGGAUCUUGACCAUGGCGACUUUCAUCUCCCCCUUCGCGGCAAUUCGGGGACGCUGCGUGGAGAACAUGAAGCUCCUCUGUGCUGCGAUCCGGCCCCUCAAGCACUUGUAUGGCAUCAAGAUAGAGGUGCUGGGUGCUGAGAACCUGAAUCUCAAGGAGCCCUAUGUGAUAGUUUGCAACCACCAAGCUUCCCUUGACCUCAUGGGCAUGGUGGAGGUCAUCCCAAAGCGCUGUGUGCCCAUUGCCAAGAAGGAGCUCCUGUACAUGGGUACCGUGGGCUGGGCCUGCUGGCUCAGCGGCAUCAUCUUCAUCGACCGCCGAAGGACGGGAGAUGCCAUCGAUGUCAUCUCCCAGACAGCCAAGACCAUACAGCGUGAAAAUCUCCGAGUAUGGAUUUUCCCAGAAGGCACCAGGAACCAGAGCAGAUCCAUGCUGCCCUUCAAGCGUGGGGCGUUUCACCUGGCUGUGCAGGCUCAGGUUCCCAUUUUUCCGGUUGUGAUUUCUCCAUACUGGGACUUCUUCAGCUCCAAGGAGAAGAAAUUCACCCCUGGGAUGUUCACCAUCCGAGUUCUCCCCAGGAUAGAAACCCGUGGCCUGAGCCCGAAGGAUGUCCCAGAGCUGACAGAGACUGUCCGCAACAUCAUGGUCGAUGUCUUCUCUGAGAUGUCUGCAAAUCACUGCAGGGAUCAGUGUGCGGAGCUUCCUCUGCUCCCACGCACUGGGGCCACCAAGGGGACUGACUGCACGUGGCAUGAGGAGGAUGCAAAUGGGACCAAUGAUUAGGCAGAGCUCAUGGGGACACCAGGGGGGUUGGGUACCAGGUACCAGGUAGAGCUUGCUGCUUCCUUCUCCAUCUCUUGUGGUGUUGUUCAUCCAUGGGCUCGUUGCCCAGGGUCCUACUGAUUGUGCUGUCCUCAUGCAUGCAGACAUGAGGAGGUGUCCAGAACAUGUGGUGAGCCUGUGGGGACUGGAGGGAUGUGGGGAGGGGGAAAUUGCUACAUGAAAAGAGCUUCCUCAAUGCAGACUGAUGAGAUAAGGGUGCAAAAUUAAAAAGUUCACAGCUGUUGUUUGUGCACAGUGCCAUGCCUGAGCCUGGGGGAUGAGGGCAGGUGGGGAUGGCCAUGCUGCACGUGGAGCAUCUCUGAAGAUAAUGGGCAAACCGUGGCCAAGAAGGUGCAUAGUGCUUUGGUUCAUCGUUGCUGCUCUUGGAAAUGUCUGGAAGAAAUUCUGAAAAACAGCAGAAAUUUUCUAUUCUGCUGGGCAGCACUAUUAGCAAUGGUGGGUCAGAGCUCUCCAGGUCAGUAACCAUCAUGUAGAGAUGGUCAGUGGCAGAGGGCACAUGGAGGACCUUAUUUUCCCAGGGCUGCCACAUGCCUGCUGCUAUGGGUUGUGCUCGGCUGCUGAGAGCCUGGAACCCACCUGGGGGUGGACUGGGUGGCUAAACACUGUCCCAGCUGGAGACCUCGCUGGGUUUUGCUCGCUCCACCAGGGAGGAAAGGGUGAACGGGAGAGGAGGAAGACUCAAUAUGAGGGCUUGAAGCUCGCCUUGCCUCCAUGUUCUUCCCCCACAUAUGGGGUCCAGAGCAGCCCUGACCUGCCUGCUGCUCUGCGUCCUGCACCUCAUUGCUGGAGCAGCUGCAUGGCCAUAAGACCUCUUCGUGUCAGUCUGUCCAUGCUGGGUGGGAUGGUGGGUGGUCUUAGCUUGCUGCUGGUGCUCAGGGUCCGUCCUCAUCAUGAGUGUGGUUGCCUGGUUUGGGUGGAGGUGCUUGGGAGUGUGUGUUGUCCCUGUGAGGACAGAGGGAUUAGUGCCUGUGGAUGCUGAGCAUUGGGUUUUGGUGAGGGUCCCUGCCCACCUCCACUGUCAAAGUGUCUUCUGCCUAGAAGCUUCAUGGUGAUGUUCCCCUAUGUGAUCUACUACUCGCAUGGGGGCAAGAUGCACAUCCAUCUUGUGGACCUGGAUGAGCCAGUGCGCGUCACCCUCAGCCUGAAGAGCAGCCAUGGCAUCCCCAGCAUCACCCUGAAGGAGAUGAGUAGCAGGAGCCUCCAGCUGGACUGGCCUCUCUUCCCCAACGUGGGUGACCCCAAGAAGGGAUGUCCCCCCCCUUAGGUCCCUCCAUGGGGUGGGGACACAGGCUGUCCUGGGUGGGCAAUGACUUGAAGAGCAGAGGGACACAGGGUUACUACCCCAACUGAGGAGGAUGUGUAUGUGCACAUCACCAUCCGAGGAGGUUCCCUGAAGGUCUCCAGGUGUAGGAAGGUCCUCCUGAAAGCCCCAGGUCUGUGGACUAUGAUACAGACAGACAGGACUGCCUACAAGCCUGGACAAACCAGUGAGGAUCAGGAGCUGUGGGAAGAUGUCACGGACUCCUGGCAUGAGAUCCCCAGCUGGGUUCCCAGGUUGGGCCCCAGCCCCAUAGCACUCACUCCUGCUCUGGGAUUUGCUCUUUCCGGUGAAGUUUCGAAUUCUCUGUUUGGAUGAAGACUUCAUGCCCUGUGACAGAAAGCUUCCCUCAGUGACUGUGCAUGUGAGUGAGUCCUCACCUUGUGCCAUUCCAUAUGUGUGUGCUGCUGGGGACCAUGUACAGCAACAGGGAGGACAUCCCUGCUUCAGGGAAGUCACAAAGAGGGACAAAAAGAGCAUGAAUUCCUUGUUCACACCCCAUCGUCAGCCUCUCAAAGGGCUGACACUGCCUGUCCCUGUGCGCAGGAUCCCAGAAAAAACAACAUUGUGGGGUGUCUGGAUGUGACCCCAUAGCAGGGCAUCAUGGACCUGUCCUUCCAGGAAUGCAGCCCUGGGCAUGUGCACCAUCAAGGCAGAGGAGAAGAAUCACGCCUUUGAGGGAAUACCCGGUUCAAAGUGCUGCUCCAGCUGCCCUCCUUCGUGAUGGGGAUGGAUGAGAAAGUCCCACUGCACGUCUGUGGGACCCCAAGUUCAUCGCAGCGCAGACAGGAAUGACAGAUCUUCGGCCUCUCCUCUUUGCCUUCAGCCACUAAGAAGGAUAUUUUUGGGUAAAGAUGUGUAUUUCAUUAGUGCCCAGAUCCAGGUUAAUACUAGUUCUGCUCACACUACAACUCCUGUCACCCCUGUUGACCAUUUCUUGUGCUUGUUGCUCAAGAAGUGUGGUUUUGCACUGCGCAAAUCUUGCCCCUAAACAUAGAAUCAUGGAAUAGAAUCAUAAGGAUUGGAAAAAAUCUCCAAGAUCACCUAGUCCAAGUAUCCACCUACCACUAUUUCCCCACUAAACCGUGUCCCCUAGUACAACAUCUAAAUGUUUCUUGACCUCCAGGGACACAGACCCAACCAUCUCCCUCAGCAGGCCAUUCCAGAGCCUGACCGCUCUUUUGGAGAAGAAAUUCUUCCUGAUAUUCAACCUGAAACUCCUUGGUGCAACUUGAGGCCAUUCCUUCUCAUCCUAUCCCUGUUACCAGGAGCAGAGGGUGAUCCCCACCUUGCCACAAAUGAGUACAGAGGGACGACCAGCUCCUGCUCCUGCUGGCUGCACUAUUGCUGAUACAAUCCAGGAUGCUGCUGGCCGUCUUGGCAACCUGUGCACCUAAUGGACCAUCUCCAUGAGUUCAUGGAGGCAUCCUGUGGAGGACCAACACAUCUUUUUCUGCUCAUUUCCUUGAGGAGCACCACAAAGACAUAGGGGGAGAGCAUGCAAGGGGGAAAGCAGGGAUGGAAAGCACGUCACCCAGAGCCUCUCUAUUUUUGCCCUUUCUUUCUGCAGGAAAGACAAAAAGCAUUACUAAAAGCUGCAAGAUUUUUCCUGAAAUGCCCGUAGAUGCCUCCAAGGACACCAAUGGAUUCAACAGUGGGAUGUCCUAUGAUGGAAAGAUGCUGCUGAAGGGGGCCAGUGGGAUCUCUUCUACCUUCACCAUCCCAAAAGAAGACCAAAUAGCUGUGGGCCCAAGAACCAAUACAACAGCCACAUCCCAGAUCCCUCUGACUGGGACAGCUUAAGUUUCUUGAAGAUCUGCAGGAUGAAAAUGACGCUGCCCUGCAGCCAGCCCCUGCAGAUCCAGGUGUAUUACAAAUUGAGUGAGGAGUUUCUGAAGUGUGUUCCUCCUGUGAGUCUUCAUCUGAAAUAAGAAUUUCAUCCAAAAUGAGAAUAAAGCUUCUGGACUGCUCAGGAUGAAGCCGUUUCCAGCAAGCCCUUGGGAUGCACGAUCCUGGCCAAAGAAACCCUUGUGACCAUCUUCAGGAAGGAGCUGCUUGUGGAGGCAGCACUAAGUGGUUCCUUCUCUGUGGAGCUGCCCUCUGGCCACAAGUUGGUGCCCACAGCCACAGUGCUGUGCGAUGCGAUUCUGCCCAGAGGCUGUACUUUGAUCGACUGGACUCUGCUGCACGUUGCCCUCUGCUUCCCCAACUAGGUGAAGCUGUCCUUCCCAGAACAAAAGGCUCUGGCAGGCUCUCAGAUGCAACUGAAGAUGCAGGCUGUUCCGGAGUCCCUGUGUGCCAUCCACACCAUGGAUGAGCACAUGUGGUACGCUGGUCUCAAGGUCACCACCAGCUUCAGCAUGGUCUCCAGCUUACACCUAUCUUCUGAAGACAGCUCUCACUCCAAAGAUCAAGUCCUGACUACUACUGUCUGUCCCUUUUAUGACCAGACAGCAAGUUCUAUGCCACUUAAUCCUUAUGAUGUGUUUGAGGAGCUCUACCCUAUUAGCCUCAAACGCUGUGGGAUUAGGGAGGAACCAUCAUAUCCCGACUAUGGGAGUCGGUGCGACCCAGAUAUAGUACGAGCCCCCAGCCUUGCCUUGUGUUCUUCUUCCUCCCAGGAAUGGUCUGCCUCACCCACCCCAUGCCCGUACCCAUGAACCAUCCUCUUACAUCCCCCACAUGAGAUGCACUGAACCCUACUUCUUCAGCUUAAGAGAGACACGUGAAAUAUAUCCGUCAGUCCAAGUACUGCAGCAUUCAAUGAAGAUGGGGAUAAGAUCUGCUUGUCCACUUCAAACCUGGGCUCAGAUUGAAUAGAGAGGGAUGGAAAGGAAUUUGAACACCUCUGGGCUUCAGCACGAUGUGAUCCUCUCUUACUUAUCGUGAUUCAGAUUGCAGACUUGAAAAGUGUCACCAACACUGUGCUGGAAAUGUGCUUAUUUAAGUGCUUCCAAAUACUAGGUGAGCAGAGAGAGUGCGCAGCAGCCUCCAUGCUGCCCUGUCCUCCCUUUCUGGCAGUGCUGUCAUGUCGUGUCCACCAGGAGAGCCAGAGGAGAAUGAAAGGGCAGCUAUGGCAGAACCCAGAAUCUAGUUGGACCUAGCACGGCAGAUGGAAUUUCUGGGGACGUGGCUGUGGCAACUGGUCUCUGUGGGCACCAGCCCCCUGGACAGCGCAUGGCAAAGUCCUCUGGGCUUUGGGCUUGGGACCGCUGGCCCAAAGAUCAAGCCCAGAUGCCACCAGCUGCGGGCAACCCUUGGUGGCCUCUGGACGUUCUGUCCCACGAUCUGCAAGGAGGAGGGCUCUGCAGAAGUGAGGGUGACGGUGCCCGAUGCCAUCACGGAGUGGAAAGCUGGGAUGUUCUGCACUGCGCCCAUAGGUUGGGGCUGGCCGCCGUUGCCACCCUCAUGGCUUACAAGCCCUUCUUGGUGGAGCUGGCCCUGCCCUCUGCUGUCACUUGUGGCAAAAGCUUUACUGUGGCUGCCACCAUCAUCGAUCACCUGCCUAUGGGUUUGGGUGAUGCUGGAGGACUCAGAAAAGCUGGAUGUGUUGGAGAGGGAAGAUGACACGGAUGGCAGCUGUGUGUGUGGGUACAAAGCCAGGACCUUCUGCUGGGACAUGGAAGGUGAUGUCACUGUCAGUGCCCAGGCCCUGCACACGGAGGAGCUGUGUGGCACAGAGUUGCCCGUGGUGCCAGCACAGAGGGACAUGGACACUGUGACAAAGUGGCUGGUUGUGAAGCCUUCCCAGAGUUGAAGAUUGACAUGAAUGGAAACUGCAGCUUCCUGGCCGUUCUGUUCCUGACUGCAUCGUACCUACCAGGCAGCUGAGGUCUCAAGCCUCUGCCCAUUCCUGCUGCCUCAUCCCCUUUGCCUGACUGGAGCCUUCAGCAACGUGGUUGAGAUGAGGACUCCAAAAGCCACUUGUGGUCCCUGUUCCACCCUGGCUGCUUCAUCCACUUCAUUCGUGUGCAUCAGGGGCCAGUGGGGGACAUCUGCUUUGCUGCCCACCAUGGAGACGUUGUUGCCCUUGAGCUGACAUCAGUGUAAUUCCUGGAAAAAAAAAAAAAAGGCAGAAAACCCCUGGGGAUCAAUGCAAACAUGAUGAUGUGGGCCAGGAGCAAUGGCUGGCCAUGGGGAGGAUGGUCCAGACUGCUCCUGUUCUGCCAGGCUGGAAAAGUAAGAAAAAUGCAAGAAAGGAAAUAAAAGCAGCAAAAGGUUUUUCCUGCAUGAAAGUUCCUUGUCUUCAGGCUCUUUCCCAGCAUCCCUGGCCCGAGCCACCCCUAAGGGCUGGCACUUUGUUCCUGGGUUUCAGUGUUCCUGUCCUGCUUAAUGAUGCAUAAAAGGGGCUGCAGUUUAUUUGCAUCCACUGUCCGCUUUGUUUUGCGAAAUAAAAAGCUGGAACUAGAA